Molecule: messenger RNA, 1962 nt
Organism: Vitrella brassicaformis
Lineage: Eukaryota; Vitrellaceae
Source: the annotation of a GenBank genome assembly
AAUAAUUCAAGUACAUCCCCUCCUUAUACGAGCCUUUACUCGUACGUCAGUCACAUGGGUUCCUCCCCCUUCCCUCCAUCCGACCAAGUAGGUCUCUUAGUUCCCAGCAGUGUGUGUGAGCGUGAAGUCAUAGAAAGGCAGUGCCUGGGUCAGGCAGCUGUACACGUCAUCCCCCUCUACAUCGACAUACACACACUUCACAUCAACACGCACACCACCAACACUGCCAUCACUUUCGCUGCCAGACAGCCACCUCAGCUCGCUCUGCUCCCUGGCCCGCCAUGUGAUGACCUUCCGAGCCGCUUGAUCGCUAGGCAGACUCACAAUCGACGAGACAGCCUCAUGCACAGCAUCAGCAGGUGUGUCGACUGUGGGGAGGUGGACCCGCAGCUCUCCUCGUAUGUGCAGGUCGCUAGGCAAACGACGCGCCAGCAACGGCAGCAGGGCAAAGGUUGAGCAGUGCACUUGGAGCACUGACAGCGAAUGCGGCGGCAGACACGCCAGAGCAGACACCACACUCUCCCCCACCCGCCCUGGCCUCUUCACACAGCUGAGGCUGUCCACUUCGCGGAGCACUAGAUGAGUCAGCGACGUUCCUCCCACUGCACCAAAUAGCGUCCUCAGCCCGUCUGUUCCUCCGUGUUCGCCUUGCCCAUCCUUGUAGAUGACUUCCAGCCGGGCAAGUGAAGGGAAGAGCGUCUUGGCAUCGUUGCUGAUUAGGAAAGCCGGCAGCGGCGCCACAAUGUCGCUGUAGUCGAUAGUCAUGGAAGUCGCCCCGCCGAAUGACAUCCCUUGCCACCGGCUCCUCGCUGCUGAAACGCCCUCCGUCUGCAGCCGAUGCAGCCUCGCCAUGUCUGCGCCCCUCAUGCUGAUGUGCACGGCCUGCGUCGCCAUCCAGCGGAUGAAGCCGAUGACAUCAGCAUCUCGCUGCUCAAAGGGCAGCACCAGCAGCGCCGACACCAUCUCCGGCACUGCCAGGUUCAGGACACACCUGGCAUGUCUCGCCCCCAUCCACAGCGCCGCCAUAGCGCGGCAGAACGACAGCAGCUGAGUCUCGCUAUACCGGCAGCUGCUGAAGUCCGUCUCGAUGUCGAUCUCCUUGAUAGCCGAGCCGCUGCUUCGACAUCUGUUCGCUAGUUUUGCGAUCUCGCCAUCAUCGAUGGGGGCCGCUCGAAUGCGGCCGAUCUUGCGCAGAUGACGUAGCUGCCAGAGGCCAUUGAGCAGCGGCACGGGCGCCGGUCGGUGCCGCAUCCGCCCGUCCUUGCCCACCUCAGCCGUCUCAGCCACCGCCACCUCCAGCACCGGAGCGUGAAGAGCACCAAACAGCCGCCCGUCCAACGACGGAACGGCUAUGUGAGUUGCAGCGGGCAGCCUCCACCGUCGCAGCAGAAUGACCUGCCGCCACCCACGGCCGUCCAGAUGCAGCGUGUGCAGCUUGGGGAAGACCACCUCUUCUCCCGCCACACAGGUGGUCGUCAAAGUGCCGAGAGCGGCCACCGAGUCCACAACGGUCACAGAGAGCCGCUCAAUCGAGGUGGCGGUCUUCUCAAGCACCAUGGCAAGCCACAGAGGGAAUGAGGGAAUGCGCAGAUCUCCCCCAACACCAUUGUCACCUCUAGUCAGUGGCAGCUUCAAACGAGCUUCGGUCACGCGUGAGAGAGGCAGUCGCUGGCAGCGGGGCCCGUCGAUGCGCUGCCACAGACGGAUCUCAUCUUCGGCUAUCCAUAAGAGGGCAGGAUUGAGGUCAGGUUGGCGGACAGACAGAAGUCGGGAUGCAUUUUCCAGCCGGAUGGACUCGCACGUUGAUAGGAACUUCAGCACAGACAGCAGAAGCUCACGGGCCAGCCUCAAAAGCAUUUUCCUCUUUUCAAAAGGCGUGUUGCACUUUCUGGGUGUUGGAAAUGGUGUGUCGGCCCGGGAUAACCUCGGCUUAACCGGUUUCUCCCGCGAAGCUCGCCAGAG